AGCACAAACCUUACUCGAAAAAUUUAUUACCAUAAUGGAGAUGUUACAAUUAGGGCUUGAAGCUUGACCCGCCAAAUCUUCUCUGUUUAUCCCUCCGGCUUUGCAUUCUUAUGAAUCGGAUCCGGAUCCUCAAAUUUACUGUUUCGGCCUCGAACCGCCUCGUUCUUCGAUAAUGGCGGCGAAAUCUUCGCCCUCUGCUUCGGCGGAUAGAUCGGGAUCUCCUAAGGACUCCUCGAUGACAACUGAUGAAAAAACUCCCACUGUUAAGGAGGUUUUAUUGAUUAUUGAUUCAUUAAAGACACAGCUGACAGCUGACCGAUCUGUUUAUGUAAAGAAAAGAUUGGAAGAAAACAGACAAAAAUUGGGUGGUAUAACGUACCAUCUCUACAAAUUGUCAAAUGAACGAAGAAGUAGUUGGAUUAGUGAUACUGAUAGUGCUCCGGAUUUAUUGACAAAGAGGCAAAAAGAUGCACUAGGCAUGCAAAAUGGUAUUGAUGCAAGUAAUGGGGAUAAGGAUCGUUAUAGCUGUCAAGAAUCUUCUACAGCGGUUCUCAUGGGAUCUAGUAUUCCUGUCAAGAAUGCUGUUCGUCCUAUUAAGCUUGCAGAAGUCAAAAAGUUGCCACCUUAUACUACGUGGAUAUUUCUAGACAGAAAUCAAAGAAUGACUGAGGAUCAAUCAGUGGUGGGUCGAAGGAGAAUUUACUAUGAUCAAAAUGGUGGUGAAGCACUUAUCUGCAGUGACAGUGAAGAGGAAGUAAUUGAGGAAGAUGAAGAAAAAAGAGAUUUUGUGGAAUCUGAAGACUUUAUUGUUCGAAUGACUAUCAAGCAAGUUGGUUUGUCUGAUCCAGUACUGGAAUCACUAGCACAAUGUUUGUCUAGAAGUCCUUGUGAAGUCAAGGCAAGAUAUGAAACCCUUAUGAAGGAGGAAAAGGAUGCUGGGGCCUCUAAGAAUGGGGAUGUUGAAGUGGAAAAUUGGAAUUCUUUUCUUGAAAAGGAUCUUGAAGCAGCUCUUGAUUCUUUCGACAAUUUAUUUUGUAGGCGAUGCCUUGUGUUUGAUUGCAGAUUACAUGGAUGUUCUCAGGACCUUAUCUUUCCUCAGGCUGACAAACAAACUCCAUGGAACCAUCCAGAUGAAGAGAAUGUGCCAUGUGGCCUGCAUUGCUAUCGUACGGUUCUGAAGUUAGAAAGAAAUGGAACAGUUAGCUCACCAAUAGAUCCCGAAGAAAAGUUAAACUCUUCAUCUGAUGGUGUUGGGGCUCGAACAUCAUCCUAUAAGAAAUCUUCUGGUUCAUCUGCUAGGAGGAAGGUAAAAUCCUGCCAUAGUGAAAAUGCUUCAUCCAAUGCUAAAAAUCUUUCAGAAAGUAGUGACUCAGAGAUUGGACCUAGGCAUGAAGACGCCUCACCUAUUCCCCAGUUAUCACCUUCUAAGAAUAAAAUUGCUGGAAAAUCUGGAAUUCUCAAGAGGAAUAGCAAGCGAGUUGCUGAACGUGUUUUGAUUUGCAUGCGCAAGAGGCAGAAAAAGAUGGCAGCUUCUGCUUCUGGUUCUGCUGUGAGUGGAGGUGUUUCACCUAUAGACAUUAAACUCCAAUCUGAUGUACAAAAAGAAAAUGAAGAUGUUACGUCUUCUUCACAGAACGUGAAACCUCCAAAUACAGGACGAUCUAGGAGGAAAGAGUGGUCAUUAGGAGUCCAAGGAGAAUUUUCUGAAGUUCCUUCCAGUGAGAUGAUUAAUGGUUUGGCUCAGGCUACUAGCAAUGGUGGCCUGAGAAAAGAAGAGUUUUUGGAUGAAAACUUAUGCGAACAAGCACCAAAUGAUGAUAAAUCUUGGAAGGCUAUUGAAAAAGGUCUUUUUGAGAAAGGUGUGGAGAUUUUUGGCAAUAACAGCUGUUUGAUUGCCAGAAAUCUUUUAAAUGGAUUGAAGACAUGCUGGGAGGUUUUCCAAUACAUGACCUGCUCUGGCAAUAAACUUGCUUGCCAUGCAGCUGAUGGUGUUAUGUCUCUUCUUGAUGGGUAUUCCAAGUUUGACCUUAAUGGAUCCGUGGGAAAUAAUGAAGUAAGACGGAGAUCAAGAUUCUUGCGCAGAAGGGGUAGAGUCCGUCGUUUGAAGUAUACCUGGAAAUCAGCUGCAUAUCAUUCAAUCAGGAAAAGGAUUACUGAGAGGAAAGAUCAGCCUUGCCGGCAGUAUAAUCCUUGUAGUUGUCAAACAGCUUGCGGAAAGCAAUGUUCUUGCCUUUUAAAUGGGACCUGCUGUGAAAAAUAUUGCGGAUGCCCUAAGAGUUGCAAGAAUCGAUUUAGGGGCUGUCAUUGUGCUAAAAGUCAAUGUCGAAGUCGUCAGUGUCCAUGCUUUGCUGCAGACAGGGAAUGUGACCCAGAUGUUUGUAGAAACUGUUGGGUCAGUUGUGGAGAUGGCACUGGUACUCUUGGAGUUCCUCCACAAAGAGGUGACAAUUAUGAAUGCAGAAACAUGAAGCUUCUUCUCAAACAACAGCAAAGGGUCUUGCUUGGAAGAUCAGAUGUUUCUGGAUGGGGAGCUUUCUUGAAGAAUAGUGUUGGCAAGCAUGAAUACCUUGGUGAGUACACUGGGGAACUGAUUUCACAUAGGGAAGCGGAUAAACGUGGAAAGAUAUAUGACCGUGAAAAUUCUUCAUUUCUCUUCAACCUGAAUGAUCAGUUUGUUCUUGAUGCUUAUCGAAAGGGUGACAAGUUGAAGUUUGCGAAUCAUUCUCCUGAUCCUAAUUGCUAUGCAAAGGUCAUUAUGGUUGCUGGGGAUCACCGGGUGGGAAUAUUUGCGAAAGAACGAAUUAAUGCUGGAGAGGAACUUUUCUAUGACUAUCGUUAUGAGCCUGACAGAGCUCCUGCAUGGGCAAGAAAGCCCGAGGCAUCUGGUUCCAAAAAAGAGGAAGUUGCUCCUUCAAGUGGACGUGCCAAGAAGCUUGCUUAACCCAACCAUUCAUUUAAAUCCUAAAUUCAAAAUUCUUUUGCCAUUCUUUCACAGGUAGAAGGAUCAUUCUCAUUCUCAUUGAUAGAUGAUAGGAGAGGUGAAUAUUCUCUCAUUUUGUUGGGCACUCCAUUGUCAUCUCUACCCAUAACUUAUUUGAUUUUUUUUUUUAAUAUAUGCUUUAUUGCAAUCUUGAACUGGGGAAAAAACAAAGAACCCGCCACUUACCAUCUUUCAAUGGAUCAACCUCACUUUGAAAUGCCAUCUUUCAAUAGUAGAGAUCUUUUUGUUAUAAGAGGGUGAGUGUUGCUGUAUAAGAAAUUAAGGAAACAACGCAAGUGUAAUUAAUUCCAAACUAAAUGAAUGAUUAAAUAGAUAUUAAUUUAUAAAAUUUAACA
Gossypium raimondii (Peruvian cotton) is the source of this 3336-nucleotide messenger RNA. RefSeq names its product histone-lysine N-methyltransferase CLF. NCBI's taxonomy places the organism in Eukaryota, Viridiplantae, Streptophyta, Magnoliopsida, Malvales, Malvaceae. Gene Ontology annotation, molecular function: histone methyltransferase activity; protein binding. Gene Ontology annotation, biological process: chromatin remodeling. The transcript has 17 exons. Gene Ontology annotation, cellular component: PcG protein complex. The record is from RefSeq and is a predicted model, not a curated record. Bases 173 to 2941 code for a protein of 922 amino acids.